AUGGCUUCCGUUAAGUCUGUUGCCCUUCUGGGUCUCUCUUUGCUCUCGCAGGCAUCCGCUGUCAAGCUUUUGGCAUUGAACUUCGCAGGGCAGUUCUAUUCAUUGAAUCUGGCUUUCCAGUCAUCCACCAAAGCCUCUCUAAAGGUCGUCCAGAACAUCACCGCAUGCGGCGUGACGCCCACGUGGCUGCAUCUAGACGAAGAGACGCGCACCGUCUACUGCAUCGACGAAAGCUGGUUGAAUGAGGGACUAGGCAGUGGCAACCUCUCGCAGUGGUCCGCUGGACCCGACUUCAACAAGAAGGAUGCCUUGACCCUCACUGGUUCCACCGACACAGAAGGAAAUUCGGUGCAUGGCUUUACGUACGGAGGACCUGAUGGCAGGAGCUUCAUUAUCACUUCCGAAUACUCGCCUUCGACAAUUACAACAUACAGGCUACCUAUCACUUCCAGCACGAAGGCCCUUCAGAAACUCGAAUUCACGAUGGCUGCUCCUGGACCGCGUCCCGACCGCCAGGACAAACCCCACCCUCAUGCUGCGUUCACCGACCCGACCGGAGACUUCCUCAUCGUUCCUGAUCUUGGUGCAGAUCUCACUCGCAUCUUCAAGAUCGACGGGAAGACCGGUGAGCUCACCGCCUGCCCUGCAAUUGCUUCGCUUCCGGGUGACGGACCUCGUCACGGUCUCUUUCGCAAGACUGGACGCGCCUUGAAGUACUACUCCCUCAACGAAGUCAGCAGCUCUGUCGGAGUUUACGACGUUACGUACCCUGAUCACUCCCAUGGAUCUAAAGAGUCCUGCCUCUCGCUCAAGCUUGUCCAGACCCUCUCUAACUACGGCCCCAACGUUCCUCUCGGAAACGUCACCGUGAAAUCGGCCGAGAUCCGCACUGUCGGCAACUUCCUAUACGCGUCUAACCGCAAUGAUACCACCUUCGGAUUCGAACAGGACUCCAUCGCCAUAUUCAAGAUUGGCAAUGAUGGCAAGCUACAGUUUCAGGAGUUGACCAAUGCGCACGGAUACUACCCGCGAUCCUUCUCGUUCAACGAGGCAGGCACAUAUGCUGCUAUUGCUGGACAGACGACUGCAAAUAUUGCGAUUGUCAAGAGGGAUACAAAGACUGGAAAGCUCGGGCCAUUGGUCACUAACCUUAUUCUGCCGCCUAGAGGAACGUACGGUGGAGAGGAUGGAGUUAGCAAUGUUAUCUGGGUCGAGUAG
This is a messenger RNA of Didymosphaeria variabile, 1218 nucleotides long. RefSeq lists its product as uncharacterized. The coding region runs from base 1 to 1218 and encodes 405 amino acids. The transcript has a single exon. The record is from RefSeq and is a predicted model, not a curated record. Lineage: Eukaryota; Fungi; Ascomycota; Dothideomycetes; Pleosporales; Didymosphaeriaceae. Gene Ontology annotation, molecular function: 6-phosphogluconolactonase activity; protein binding.